Saccostrea cuccullata (small rock oyster) is the source of this 3603-nucleotide messenger RNA. RefSeq lists its product as uncharacterized. The coding region runs from base 274 to 2211 and encodes 645 amino acids. The record is from RefSeq and is a predicted model, not a curated record. NCBI's taxonomy places the organism in Eukaryota, Metazoa, Mollusca, Bivalvia, Ostreida, Ostreidae. The transcript is spliced from 3 exons.
ACAGCCCUGCAAACCCGGUAACUAAAAAAUGGACAAUCUAGAUUAAAUACGAAGACAAACAGGAGAGAUAACUUGUGAUCAAUAAGAAUUCAUUCAUUUUGAUAAGAGGAAAACUAAGUCGAUAGCCAUAUGUUCCAUUUGACUUUGGACCUUUAACAUGGAUAGUACAGUGCAUUACCAAUGGAUUUUUGGACAGUUUUCAUCACUUCUAUCCAGGAAUGUAAAAUACAUAUAGAAAACAACUAAUGGAGAUUGCAGCCCCUCUUUUAGAAUAUGAUGGCGAAUUAUCAAAAGAUAAAACGAUUUCUCUACCUCCUCUGCUUCUGUAUCGGGACUUCAUGGUAUAUCGUGCUAAAGUAUUACUAUGACAAUGUGGAAAUUACAUAUCAUAAUACCAAAUCACACCUGGCUUGUGUUUUACCUGAGAAUUUAAAUCCAUUCGAUCCGGGUGUGAUGAGGUUUAUUUGGGAUGUGUCACCAAUUAAAUGUGCUAACUGGCCAUCUCUUGUUUAUGUCGAUUCCCAAGGACUCCUACAGAAGAACCGAACAGCAAUGUUUAAUCAUGCCAGAUCAGGUGACCUGACCUGUACAUAUCAAAUUGUGACUAGGAAAAAAGGAGAUAUGGAAGUAGUUUUGGAACCGGAAGUGACGUUUAAAUCUGGCGAUUAUGUUCCUGCUGAUUUCUUUUACAUUGUAUGUAAAAGUGCUGAUGGAAAAAUUGUGUAUAGCAAUAUGCAUCAUGGUAUCAAUAAUAGAAAAACAUUACAAAAGAAAAAAGAGAUAAAUUAUGAGAAAGAAAAAUUUAAUGUGUUUAUUUAUGGAAUUGAUGCUGUAUCGAGACUGAACGCAGAAAGGAAAUUACAGAAGACUAUGAAAUAUCUGAAAAAUAAUAUAGGAGCUUAUGUAUUUGAAGGAUAUACAAAAAUUGGUGGAAAUACUUUUCCAAACAUAGCACCACUUUUGACGGGUAAAGCCAUUGAUGAACUCCCAAGCACGAAAGAUUUUCUUGACGAUUUUCCUUUCCUCUGGAAAAAUUUCUCAAAACAAGGCUAUGCAACAUUUCACGCAGAAGAUUGGCCAGAAAUAUCUACUUUUAACUCCGGAUUAAAAGGAUUUAAUAAACAACCCGUUGACCACUACAUUAGACCAAUGUUUCUUGCCUUCGACAAAGUAUCAUUUUACAAAAAUAAAUUGGACCAAGCACAUAUGUACCUUGCCGAUAAGGGUAUUCGAAUCAGUAGCCAGGGAGGUCUUUGCUUCGGUAACACACCGAAAUUUAGAAUCAUCAUUGAUUAUUACAAACAGUUUAUUGAACGUUAUGGAGAAAAACUUAAAUUUGGUUUAAGCUGGAAUAACGAACUCUGUCACGACUACCUCAAUAAUCUUCAACUAGGAGACGAUGAUAUUUUUCAAUUCGUUUCUUGGAUGCAUACAACAGGUAAACUUAAUAACUCAAUAUUUAUUUUCCUAAGUGAUCAUGGAUACUUAAUGAAUGAGAUUCAAAAUACUUUUGUCGGUAGAUUCGAAGCACGCAUGCCCCUGCUUGCUAUAUCUAUACCACCUGUUCUAAAGCAUAGAUAUCCACAUAUACAUGAAAAUAUGCUUAAGAAUACAAAGCGUUUAAUUACUGUGUAUGAUAUUCAUGAAUUUUUGAAAAAUGUUUUGCUUAGUGAUUUUGUGCCGAAAAAGGAAAAGUUUACAAACUUUUUACCACGGGGGAUUAGUCUCCUUCAGGAAAUCCCCAAAACUAGAUCUUGUAAAAGUGCUCACAUUCCGGAACAUUUCUGUCCGUGCUAUUCUUCUCAGGAAGUGGAACCUAGUAAUCCCACAGUUCGAGACAUGGCUCAUUUUAUUACUUCUAGACUCAAUAAAAAACUACAACAUCUUGCACCAAAAUGCGCUGAAUUGAAGUUAAAAAGGGUAAAUAAUGCCUCCGUUGUUGACUCAAAUCUUGUCAAGACUCCCUCGAGAUUUACAUUACGUAAUUUGAUGUAUCGGUCUGAUAUUGACGGCAGACUUCAUCAGAGGUUUAUCAUUUCUUUAACUACAACCCCUGGAAACGCAAAAUUUGAAUCGACUGUGGAAAGAGAUGCUUCAGGUCACAUGACAAUUUUAGAUGACGUCAUUACUAGAACAAAUAUGUACAAAAACCAGUCUGCGUGUAUACAAGAAAGGUUAAUGAAGCCAUUUUGUUAUUGCUCUAGUCCAUAAAUUUAUAUAGGUUUAUAUUUUUAUAACAUUUUUAUAAAAUAAAUUACAAUACAUGGUGCUUUUAUCAUUUAUAGGAUUGAAAAAAUCCCAAUAUUUUAUAAGUCUUGUACGUGUACUUUCACUUGCAAUUAUAGGAAUGCAGUCUUCUUUAUUUAAAGAUUUGUUUACUCUUUAUCCUUAAUUAGCAUUUAAUUAUGAAAUAUGCAUUCAUUUGUUUUCUUUCUUACCAUAUAAUGUUUUCCAUAUAUUUGUGAUCUAUAUAUAUAUAUAUACCAGAUAGAAAUAUAAAAUGUUCUAGCUUUUUCGUGUUCCUCAAAGACUGUACAUGUACAGUCAUGCUCAACUUUGCGAUUUAUGUUCAUUAAUUUGUUCUUGAAGCAGUUAGAUGCUCAUUAAGUUUUGCUUUUUUGAUGAUUGAUGUUUUAAUUAUUUUGUAACUAAUGGCCAACAUUUGGGCCUUUUUAUUUUAUCUAUCAAUGCAACUAGAAUAAAAUACUCCUUCAUAGUUAUAGAUUUUUUUUGAUUUUUGAGAUCGAAUGCUAUUUUUGAUUUUCACCUUUUUCAUUUAUAUGAUUAAUUUGUCCUUCUCUAACAUUCCAAUUCUACAAUGUUUCAAUUUAGUGUUUUAUUUAUCAUCUUUCUAUAGAAUUUGUGUACUGUUCAGUUAAACUUCUUAUUUAGAUUUUAUUAACUGAUAAGGUGCUUAUUUAAAAGGGUAUUCAUGUAAAAGUUAACUCCCUCUUGUGUACUACUAGCUUUCAAACCUCCUUACAUACGUUUUUUGAAAGACUAAUUUUAAUUUUAUAUUUUAUUUAUGUACAAUGUACAUGUUUAUGAAUGUAAGACAAAUUCCCUGACCUCCGUUUUAUUUGUAACAAUCAUAUUUAGCAUUAGAUAUCUAACAAUCUCUUUUAAAUAAUGCAUUCCAAGGACAAAAAGGACAACUUUUCAUACAACGAUGAACAAUUAGAACAUGAAUUUUGAAUGGUUAAAUUGACGUGACACUAUACAUACACAGACUUUGACAAGAUGGAAUGACAUGGUAGAAAUGCAGAAUGUGGAAUAAUUACACAAUAACCGGUUAUCUUGUAAAUCAAUUAGAGCAGUUUAGAACAAAGAAUUUAAAAUUUUGUAAGCUGAUCGACUUGUUGGAUUAGUUAAUCUUGUCUAUAAUGAUGUUUAAAAGAAUGUGUAGCAAUUGUUUAUCGACCUUUGGUGAUAAACAUAUGGUGAUAAGCUGAACAAAUGUCAAAAAUUGAAACUAUCACAUCGAUAUUGUAUAUCUUCAGCUUAGUGAAUAUAAUUUAUGCAUUUCAUCUUGGACUAAGCAACAAUCAGAAUUAUAAGUGCCUUUAUGAAAGGUUAUUUAUUUAUUAAAUUUUUUAUAAUAUA